This is a messenger RNA of Parasteatoda tepidariorum (common house spider), 1322 nucleotides long. RefSeq lists its product as uncharacterized. The record is from RefSeq and is a predicted model, not a curated record. Gene Ontology annotation, cellular component: nucleus. Gene Ontology annotation, molecular function: RNA binding. NCBI's taxonomy places the organism in Eukaryota, Metazoa, Arthropoda, Arachnida, Araneae, Theridiidae.
AAACACGAAUUUGGAAGGUAAAUUAAGCAUUUGCCACAAAGUGACGACUGCCUUCAGCGACUGACGAAAUGGACUUUUACCUGUGCCGACCCCUUCUGCUACCGACGAAUGGCAUAACAGAAGCUGCACCGCCUUCUCAGCCCAGAGUCACACCACCCAUCUGUAGCAGCACAACCACGGCAAUGACUCGGGUGGGCAACCACACAAACAGUAGUGACCCACAGUCCGUGAACAGUCGAGUGUUUGUGGGCAACCUCAACACUUACGUGGUGGGCAAGGAAGAGGUUGAGCGUAUCUUCAGUCGAUAUGGUCGCCUCAUAGGUAUCUCUAUGCACAAGGGAUACGCGUUUGUUCAGUACACGGAUACUUGGGAUGCUCGGAAUGCAGUGGUCGGAGAAGACGGUAGAACAGUUGCAGGACAAAUACUCGACGUGAAUAUGGUAUCAGAACCGAAACCACACCAGGUGAACCGAAAAAGACCGCUUUUUCAUCCCGCCACAUUUGUAAAUGUUGGCCGAGGGAUACCACCCCUAAAAAGAGCUAGGACGGAGUUGAUGGGACAGCGACCAUCUUUACCAAGAUUCUCGGAAAGAGAACAAGCAUCACUGGACGCUCUAUAUAACAAUGGUGAGCCAGACAUCCUGAUAUGUGGUAACUGUAAAGAAGUGUUUCCAGGAAUACACAAACUGAUAGAACACAAAAAGCAGACGUGCAAACUGAGAUUCACCUGUCGAUGCCAACAUACAUCCAGCCCUCUAGGCGCUCCAGCCAUGCCAGUGUGUGCUCAGUGCCAAUCACGUCAAAACACAUGGUGGGACCUCGUACAACACUUCCAAACAGCUCACAAUUCUCUCCUCUACAUCAAAGAAGAAGAGUUGGCAGCCAUGGAGGCUGCACAGAAUAAAGAAGACGGAAGCUCCAUAUGUUCUAACAGCAGCACACCUGAAUUCAGGAAUGGUCUCUCACAAGAUUGCUGUUGGGAUGAUCAAAGAGAUGCUUCAACAGAGGCUGAUAUGACAGAAGAAGAACAAAAUGGCAGGCCACAAAGCAUCGGGGAAGACAAAUCCGUUGACACUACUGAUCUCAAUUUAGGAUGACUGUUCUAAAUGUAACACUAUUAAAUACGAGUCAUGGAUAAAAAAAGCUACGGAAGCCUCCUGUACACCUCUACGGAGACUCAAUUGAUUUUUUUUUAAUUUAAAAAAAAAAUCAAAGCUAAAAUGCAAGUUUCGCAGACGCCAGAAACAAUAAAAAAAAACAAGGAAAACGCUCUUCUUUCAUAUAUAAUAUCGCAUUUCCACUCUAAAGCCAAAACCAAUACA